ACUGAUUCCGCAAACAGAUGCGACCGUUGGCUUUUGAAAAUUUCAAAUUUCGAACUUAUUUUACUCACCAAAUACAACAAUAACAAAACUCAAAGAAAAAAAAAAAUCGCUGAAGAAUCGAGAAUUCAACCAUGAGAUUCCACCUUCAAUCAAAAUCUAACAGCAUUGAAGAACAAGAAGAAGAAGAAAACAACCAUGAAAACAGCUCCCACUACUACCCAGGUUGCAAGAAAAACGCCAAUUGCAACUGUGAAUAUUGCAUAGCUAGCAUCAAUGCAACCCUUGAUCUCAUACCCAAUAGUUCUUUAACCAAAUUCUCAUCUUCAAAACCCAACAAUGUUAACAAUAACAUCACUCCAAUUUCCAUUGAUUCUUCCAUUUUCUCCACACCCGAAAACAGUUCUGACGGUGUAAUAGCGCCGUCUACUCCUGUUAUCAAGUCAAGUGCUAAAUCAAAUCAUGUUGUUCAGAGAAUUGAAAGAAAGAAAAAGGGUGAAAAGAGGUGUUUUUACUCUGGUUUAGGUUUAUUGAAGAUGAUGAUGGUUUUGGGGGUUCUUUUGUUUGCUGAUGUUGUUUUGUCAAUGGUUGUUUCUGUGGUUUUUCAACCUUCUUUGUCAGAGGAUAUAGUGAAAAGGGUUGGUGAGAAAUGUCAUAAAGUUCAAGAUUUGAAUGGAAAGUUGAAGUUUUUGCAGAAGGAAUUGGGAGGGAUUGUGAAUGGAAAAGUUUCUAACUGUAGCUUUAUUGAUAAAUCAUGGAAAAUCAACCAGGAUGGUCUAUUAUUGAAUUCAAGGUGCAAAUUGUACAAAACAGCAAUUGAGGAGGUAUCAAUUUGGGGGUGGCCUCUACAAACAGCUGGAAUGAUCACCACUGGGAUGUCUAUUCGUACAGUAACUAUCUUAUCAGGAAGAGUUACUGAGUGGAAUGGUGGACAAGUUAGCUAUGUGAUUCGGAAGGCCAAUACUUCAUGGAUACAACCAAAAUGGGGUGCCUCGGUAGUGCAAUUAGACCCUAAUACUUGGGUUCUUGAGUAUCAAAGGAGCUCUAUGAUUGAUUGUAAAGGAUUGUUUUCUACAGCAUUGGAGUUUAUCAAGUAUAGGAUUUCAAGGAUUGUCAGCAAGAUGAAGAAAGAUUUCUGGCAGUUUGUGGCAUUUGAAGAUAAUCAUCAAUACAAUUGGUUCACAACAACAAACUAUGGGUCUAAGACCCCAACUUGAAGUCAAUAGUAGAUUGUGGAGUUAAAUUAUUCUCAAUCAGUGCAAAGCCCUCAUUUCUUGUGAGGAGUUCCAACUUUUUUACUUGUAAAGGUUCUUUUAUAUCUUUGAUUUUAUCUGUCAAUUCUUAAUCAACAAUAGAUUUUGAACCUCUUUUGUCAUCCCUUUUGAGAAUGCUUUUCUCUUUAUUCACUGUUAUAAUCGAA
Molecule: messenger RNA, 1417 nt
Organism: Medicago truncatula (barrel medic)
Lineage: Eukaryota; Viridiplantae; Streptophyta; Magnoliopsida; Fabales; Fabaceae
Exons: 3
Coding region: 132-1214 (360 amino acids)
Cellular component (GO): endoplasmic reticulum
Source: RefSeq, a predicted model, not a curated record